GUCUAUCUUUCGGAUCGCGUCGUGUACAAAAAGCGCAAACCUGAAAUUCGUAUUCAUCGUCGCCCUCUCCCAAAUUCAACCUGAAAUCGAUCUCCGAUAUCUCUUGAUUUUGACGAUUAUUCUUCGAAUCAAAACUCAAUUCGUUUAAUUCAAACUCUCCUCUUUCGAUCGAUAUCUCUUUCGACUUUUGCCGUUAGUUCUGACAUAUUCUAGGGUUAGGGUUUCGCGUCGUGCUCUCUUCGGCUCUCUAAUCUCUCUAUUUCGUAUGGGUGUUGAGUCUCCUCUGUAUAUAUCUUAAUUUCCCCAUUGAUUUUGGCUCUAUUUUUGUAUAUUAUUGCUGUUCUGUUCGACCUUUAGGGUUUCGAAGUUUUCGAUUCGUGUAGGAUUUGUUGCAAUCUGUAAAUUGGUUUAGGGGUUUGAUUCUCUUUGUUAUUUCGCCUCUUAUCAUCCUCUUUUCCGUCCGAAUUUGGUUGGAUAUUUUGUGAAUUGGGAAUUUAGGGUUAGGGUUUUUUUAUGAAAAUUUGUAGGUUCCCUUUUCAUAAAUUUGUUUAGGGAUACGCCUAACCAAAUCAAUUAGUAUCUUGGCGAUACAAUUGGGGAUCCUUUACGCCUAAAUUAAGUGCCAUACUACUCCUAUUCUGUUUGGUAUUUUGAAUUCAAGGAAUUUGGAGACUAAAAUGGGAUUCAAACGGCCUUUUGAUAGUGAUGAGUUCCAGGAGCUUCCUUUUAAGCAGGCUAGACAGUUGGACUUCGGCAAUAACUUGACUCAGUUUGCACAUUUGUAUAAAACUACAUCCCUGGCACUUGAUGUUACAGAUGAUUAUGAUAGAGGCUUUGUAAAAUCUCAACAUCAUCACACAUUUGAAAAUAACACUGUCUUUGAAGUUCCAAAUUUCUCAAGAGAUAUUGAGAUCAGUGCUCCUUUGUCUUUGGUCACGAGCAGUUCUAGUGAUGAAGAUGUUGGUUCCAGGGCAGCAGCAGCAGCUUACCCUUAUUCUCAGGGGCAUUCUGAAUUUGAUUUUCCUCGGAGAUUUGUUCCUUUUGAGGAUGCCUACUGUUCAUACUUGGACCGUUCUCCUAGAAGACAAGUUCCUCUUGGACCAAAUCAUCAAGCUAGCAUUCCAAUUUGGGGUGGGCAUUUAAAGAACCCAUUGGAAAGGGAAGGUUCAUUCAAUCCAAAUAGCUACUCUUUAGUGUCUGAAUCAAACAAUGAUAUAUACAAUGACAAUGAAGAGAGGAUGAUGGGCACCUGUAUUAUGCCAAUGCCGGAUGCAGAAUCAUCUGAAAAUAAGAAUAAUGAGGCUGGCAAUGGCAGAACAGAUUGUUGUUGCCUAGAUGAAGGCUCUGUUAGAUGUGUAAGACAGCAUGUAAUGGAAGCUAGGGAAAAACUCAAAAAUUCCCUUGGGUAUGAAAAAUUUGAGCAUUUGGGAUUUUAUGACAUGGGAGAGGAGGUGACACGUAAAUGGAGCGAGGAAGAUCAACGGGCAUUUCAUGCUGUUGUAUAUUCCAAUCCUGCAUCCUUUGGCCAGAAUUUUUGGAAGCAAUUGUCACAAGUUUUUGCUACUCGAUCCACGAAGGAAAUUGUCAGCUAUUACUUCAAUGUCUUCAUGCUUCGGAGGAGGGCUGCUCAGAACAGAUCCAACUUGCUGGACAUUGACAGUGAUGAUGAUGAGUUGCAUGGAAUCAAUAGGGGAUCAUAUAAAGUUCAAGUUUCAGAAGAAGAUGAUGACUCUGAUAUUGACUCUGUUGAUCAGAACGAUCAUGCAGAUCAUAGAGAUAAUAUUCCCAUUGAAGACGACGAUGACGACGACGACGACGACGACCAUGAUGGUGAUGAGGAUCUGGGAGAUGGUGGUGGAGAUGCCACAGGUGAAGAUUCUGGGAUAGAUUAUGUCUCAGAAACACCUGAUACAAAGUCAUUUGAUGGAAGCAGGUUAAAUGCUGCUGCUGUUGAGCAUGUUGGUAAUAAUGCAGGAAUUGUCAGAGAGGAUUUCACUGUUCAAGAUGAUUCAUGCAUGUCGUUUGAGUUCCAAGCUGAUAAGGAUGACUCUUGUGAUCCCGGUGACACUGGGGCGGCUCUGCAAGUGAACAGUGCAACUAAGAGUGAUAACAGAGCAUGCUUGCCUGGUAAUGGGGAUGAAUACAGUGAUGCGGUGGAUCAUGAUCAUGUGUACUUACUGGAUCCUUGUGAUGCUAAAGCUUGGGAUGCCCGAUAUACAGUUCCAAUAAAAGGUGUUGAGCUUCUACCCACAUGCAACAUGAUUGAAGAAAUUUUUGGACAAGGAACAAGCAGUGAUUAGAACAGAAAUAACCACCGAAGGAGCUAUUGCCAUCCUCAGUGUACAGUUAGUGUGACCUUUUCAAGGGUCUGGAUCCUGGGAGUUCUCUAGCUAAGCAAAUUAUGCAAGAAAAUUUCUUUCUAGAGGAUGGCCGUUUUUCCUUUUUGUGAAGUAGGAAGGGGGGGAAUGGAAUGAAAAAAAAAGCAGAUUUUUGUUUUUGGUUUUCUUGAUGUACACAUUCAUUUUGUGGAAUGUAAAAUUCACGAGUUUUGUUAAUAUAGGCUCUCUCAAUUUUAGGAAUAUAUGUAUCUAACUAUUUACAAAAAGGACAGUGAAGGCUAGUGAAGUCCUGGUUGGUUCUAAUCCCAACCUUAUAUUGAAACCUUGAUGGAGAAAUGGAUUCCAACCUUGGUUCUC
Molecule: messenger RNA, 2696 nt
Organism: Jatropha curcas
Lineage: Eukaryota; Viridiplantae; Streptophyta; Magnoliopsida; Malpighiales; Euphorbiaceae
Product: ELM2 domain protein
Source: RefSeq, a predicted model, not a curated record